This is a messenger RNA of Ziziphus jujuba (common jujube), 474 nucleotides long. RefSeq lists its product as uncharacterized. The record is from RefSeq and is a predicted model, not a curated record. The transcript has a single exon. NCBI's taxonomy places the organism in Eukaryota, Viridiplantae, Streptophyta, Magnoliopsida, Rosales, Rhamnaceae. The coding region runs from base 1 to 474 and encodes 157 amino acids.
AUGAUUCAGACUCUAGAUGGGAUGUUUGCUAAAAAUAGCAGUACUGCUAGACAAGCAGCUAUAGGGGCAUUAAUGAACACUCGCAUGACUGGAGGAAGUGUGCAGGACCAUUGUUUAAAGAUGAUGGCGCACAUCAGUACUGCGGAAGUGAUGGGGGCUAAGCUGGAACAAGAGAUGAAGAUAGACAUGAUAUUGGAAUCUCUACUGAAUAGCUUUAGUCAGUUCAAAAUGAACUAUAAUAUGAACAAACUAAAGCUUACUCCUGUUGAAUCGAUGCAUGAGCUUGAGAGUGCUGAAAGGUCUCUCGGGAAGCAAGAAAGUGCUUAUCAUGCUGAAAGUUCUUCAAAGCCUAAAGGGAAGCCUAAGGGUGGAAAGAAGAACAAGAAGCAGAACAGAACAGGUCCAGCUGUCAAACCGGCUGCAAUGAAGAAGCCGAAAGGCAAGUGUUUCAAGUGUGGACAGAAAGGUCACUAG